AUGAAAUUAUUAAAACAAGAAGAAGAUAUGAAAACACAUGAAGGUAGUUUAAUUAAAGAAAGUAGAAGUGAAGGUCUAUUAUUCUUUAGAACAAAAAAUGAAUAUAAAGAUUUUUAUGUUAUUCAACAAGGAAUUUUACUUUCAUUUUUAAAUAGUUAUUGUUUAAUUAAAAUUAAAAAACAAAAGAAACAAGCACUUGUUACUUCAGCCUAUCCUAUUGUUACUCAAUUAGAUUUUGGUAAUGAAGAAAUUGAUGUUCAAGAAUUAGCUGAUUCUAUUUGUAGACCAAUUUAUGAAGAUGAGUGUAAGUUAGUUAAUAAGAAACAAACUGCAAUGAGAAGGUUUGAAAAGAAUAAAAAAGUAUUUGUUCAACAUCUUCUUAUUGAUAUGUUAACUGAAAAAGGUUUUUAUUUUGAAUCAAAAUUAGCUAGAAAAACUAAUAAAACAUUUAGACUUGAACGAAUUGAAAAAAUUUAUUAUGGAGGUCGUUUAAUUAUGAAUUUUAAUGAUUUCUUAGAAAGGGGAUAUGCUGUUAAUUCAUACCUUAAUUCUCAAUUCAAAGAUAGUUCUUCUGCUAUCAUCCCAAAACAAUCAAAAGGUCUAAGUGAUCUUAUUUUAAAAGAAAAUCUUUAUAGCCAACCAAUUUUUAAUUAG
This is a messenger RNA of Entamoeba dispar SAW760, 654 nucleotides long. RefSeq lists its product as uncharacterized. The record is from RefSeq and is a predicted model, not a curated record. The transcript has a single exon. Bases 1 to 654 code for a protein of 217 amino acids. NCBI's taxonomy places the organism in Eukaryota, Evosea, Mastigamoebida, Endamoebidae.